Molecule: messenger RNA, 1296 nt
Organism: Talaromyces rugulosus
Lineage: Eukaryota; Fungi; Ascomycota; Eurotiomycetes; Eurotiales; Trichocomaceae
Exons: 8
Coding region: 1-1296 (431 amino acids)
Source: RefSeq, a predicted model, not a curated record
AUGCAGCUUCGUCCGUAUACAGCCCUAAUCGGGUUGUACCUUCUGGGAAGCGCUCGAGGAUCGCCCGUGGCAUAUGGCAACGCUUCCACACCGGCUAUCACACCGACUAUCACACCGGCACCCACGACAAGUAGGAGCAUACUCAGUGGUAUCAUCACCUCCGGCAGCCCUAGUGCCUGCUACAAUACGGACUUUGUGGGUGUAAUUCUAGGCGCAUACUCUGAUCUAUCGACCGAUCAAGCCUUGCUAUGCCAAUGUCUCACCCAACUAUCCGACUGGCUUUCUACAACGGAUCAAGGCACGCAUACUCUGACCAGGAGUAUCCCAGAUGGGUUAGCGACAGUGACUGAGACGACAGGUGGAGUCACGACGACACUUACGACACAGAUUGUCUAUGUUGAGACAGUCACAGUAACUGAAAAUAACGUUGGCGCCGACGGUAAUUUCUGGUAUGGCAGUGCGACGUCCCCAUGCUGCUAUUCAUGCUCUAUCGCAGCUGCCACGGUCGAAAUCUUCUACUGGCAAACUCCUGCUCCAUCCAACGUCGUAACGUCUUUCGUGUCGAAUGAUAUUACCUUUGUUUCACCGAGCGUCUACAUCGGAUUCUCCUCUCUUUAUGCGUACGACUACUGUGGAACCGUAGGCCAGCCAUUCACAAACACCACUAUCGCCUUCGAUCAAAAUGAGCUUUCCACCGUUCAAUACGUGUUGCAAUCUUAUACAACAAACGAAACGACCAAUAUUGGCUCCGGUACCACCACCAUCUGGUCAACGUAUUCUACCACGUCUACUUACUAUUCGAGUACCACACCGGCACCGCUUGAUUACGAGGUCCUGGGCCAGAACUGCUCAACCAUAUCGGGAUAUACUUACGUACCUGGAAAUCCGUCCGCAGCGGCGGUUUAUUCCUCACUGGACCCUUGCCAUCCGAUUAUCGUCGUUCCAGAUCGGAUCAAAUCCUUGCAACCAGAAUGGAAUUCCUGUGGGAGUAAUGCAGUAGGAGGUUUCUACGAUCCACCUUAUCCUCUGACAUCGGUGUCUGGAUUGCUUCCAGUCACUACCACGUCGAAAACUGAGCCGAUUUCGACCACUACUGCGGCACCAGGUUCGACUGUGACGAGUGUUCCUCAGCAAACCUCGAUCACACCUUUCCCAGAUCAAGAGCCGACAUCAACGGCUCCUGGUCAGGGUCAGGGUCAGGGUCAGGGUCAGGGUCAGGGUCAGGAGGAUCUGGAUCUGCCACAACUUCAGGUUCGGGUUCAGGCCCAGGAGGGUCCGGGUCAGGCUCAGGCCUAG